Molecule: messenger RNA, 2368 nt
Organism: Hevea brasiliensis (rubber tree)
Lineage: Eukaryota; Viridiplantae; Streptophyta; Magnoliopsida; Malpighiales; Euphorbiaceae
Product: sodium/calcium exchanger NCL
Exons: 7
Coding region: 267-2039 (590 amino acids)
Biological process (GO): calcium ion transmembrane transport; intracellular calcium ion homeostasis
Cellular component (GO): membrane
Molecular function (GO): calcium:proton antiporter activity; calcium ion binding
Source: RefSeq, a predicted model, not a curated record
UCUGAUCUGACCAAGACUUCUCUUAUGAUGGGUUGGAAUCAGGGAAAUAAAUGAAUAAAAUAAAAUCAUAAACGGGUUAGUUAACUAAGUUUUUCCUUACUUUUUAAAAGAAAAAUCAUAGUCAUUGACUCAUUGUAUCUAAGUCUUCCUUCAAAUGGCAUCAGUGCAUCACCAUCACUUCCGCGCCCAAAGUUUUGGCUUCUUUCUCAGCAAAUAUUACCAGCUUCCACUUUUCUUCGUCUCAUGUACCCAUCUCAUCAAUAACAAUGCCUGCUUACAAACCUCACCACCACUUCUUCUUCCUCCCCAUCCUUUUUCCGAUCCUCGUCCUUGUCUCCACCGUCCAUUCCCGGCCCAUCUCCACGGCUCAGCCCUCCGACCUGAUUUCCGAUGGGGUCCACUACUCCCUCCGGAGCCCGCCUUACAUCCUCCUCGAUCCGUUCUCUUCUGAGGAAUCCUGUGAGCAGACCUAUGGCUUUAUGCCCUGUACCUCCACUGCGCUUGGUAACGUGUUUUUGAUAAUUGUGUAUGGAUACCUCAUGUUCUUAGCUGCUACCUACUUGUCUACUGGUAGCGAGCUAUUGCUUGAGAUUUUGGGCCCUGGAAUAGUUGGUGGCUUGUUUCUUCCUUUGCUUGGCGCUGUUCCUGAUGCAAUGCUUAUUCUUGCAUCUGGACUUUCUGGGAGUACAGCAACAGCUAAAAGCCAGGUCUCUGUGGGAAUGGGCUUGCUGGCUGGGUCAACCAUCAUGAUACUUACUGUUAUUUGGGGAUCCAGCAUUGUUGUUGGCAAAUGUGACCUUCGAGAGACAGAUUCUGUUGCGAUAAAUAGACAGAUCACAAAGGGAUUCAGCUUAACUGGCACCGGCGUUAGCACUGAUGUUUGGACUUGUUAUGCUGCGAGGAUAAUGGUUAUAUCUCUUUUCCCAUUUGUUAUCGUUCAAUUUCCAGAACUCCUCAACUCCACUUCAGGAAGGCACUUGGCAGUCUUGAUUGCACUUAUUAUAUCAUUAUUAAUGUUGAUUUCUUAUUGCCUUUAUCAGGUUUUUCAGCCAUGGAUCCAAAGGAGACGACUUGCGUAUGCAAAGCACAAACAUGUGAUAGCAGGAAUUUUGAAGCAUUUAAGAGAACGUUCUAUGGGAAGGUUCCUGACUGAUGAUGGUCAACCUAACAGAGAUGUAAUUGAAAAGUUUUUUUAUGCUAUUGAUGAGAAUAAGGAUGAAAAACUCUCAGCUUCUGAAUUGAAAGCGCUGGUCUUAGGAAUUCGGCUUGAAGACAUUGAUGACUUGGAUAGGGAUGAUGCUGUGGAUAAAAUAAUGAAAGGUUUUGAUACAUCUCUUGAUAAUUCUGUUGAUCUUGAUGAGUUCAUCCAUGGUAUCUCGAAAUGGAUUGAAAAGGCAAAGCGUUCUGUGGCAGCCAUAACCGACUCUGGCUCUCGCUCUCAGGCAUUUAAAUUUAUAAAUGAUUUUCAUGCGAAAACAAAGAGAGAACAUGCUCUUUUGGGGCCUGAGGAUCGAGUCGACGAUCAAAGUGAUGAGAACGUAGAGGGUGUUGAAAACCCCAGAUGGAUCUACACCAAAGCAGUAUCGUUGUUGUUAUUGGGAACCAUUAUUGCCGCUGUAUUUGCAGAUCCUCUGGUGGAUGCUGUUAACAAUUUUUCUGUUGCAACAAGUAUUCCUAGUUUCUUUAUCUCUUUUAUUGCACUCCCCUUGGCCAACUCUAGUGACGCUGUGUCAGCAAUCACCUUUGCUAGCAGGAAGACAGUCAGAACUGCUUCCUUAACAUUUUCUCAGCUAUAUGGAGCAGUAACCAUGAAUAAUCUCCUUUGUCUAUCGGUAUUCAUGGCGAUUGUUUAUGUCAGGGGGUUGACAUGGGACUUUUCAUCUGAAGUACUGGUUAUUUUUGUUGUGUGCAUUGUGAUGGGUUCUUUUGCCAGCUUCCGCACUACAUUCCCUCUGUGGACUGCUUCAGUGGCUUACCUCCUCUAUCCCUUCUCACUGGCACUGGUAUAUGUUCUUGUAUAUAUUUUGGGUUGGUCAUAGGCUCAUGAAAGUUUAAAGUUUUGUGUGUUGGUACUCUGAUGAUGUUGGAUGAUUCCUGCUUGAUAUUUUGUAUGUAGAAUUAAUCAAACUAGACAUUUACUCGCCUUUUGCGCGGGUAUUUUUAGUUUCUGAAAUUAUUAAUAGAACAAAUAAUGAGAAUAUAAUAUCAGAAAGUUAAAAGUAAAUUAAAAUAUAGAAAAAAAAAUGUGCUAAAUUAAAUAGCUAUUCCUCAACAUCCAAUGGAAAAUUGCUAUCAGGACAUUUCUGCAUUAUUUUUUAAUGUCCUUGAUCCAUUGUCGCAGCACUCUCAACUGCCAGAAUUGCACUUC